AUCCAAUACAACAUUUUCCAAUUGUGCCCCUAGACCUUAGUUCAAAGUGGGGAAGGUUGAGGGAUUUGUGAUGUAGGGUCCCAGAUUUGACCCGUUCCAUCUGAACUGAUCCUGAUAUUUAAGUGGAUAAGAGUUAAGAGGUGUGCCCAUUAUCCCCAAAUUUUGAAGGUUGCGGUUGUUUCAUAGGUUGGCCCUAUAUGAGCUUCUCCGUCACAAAAAACAUUUUCCAAUUGUAUGAAAUGUAAAACAUAGAUGAAUUUGCUUGUUGCCAGCAAGACUGAGUUUUCAAAAAUCCGCGGUGCGACCAUUUCUCAUUUAAGCCAGGUUGUUCAGUGGCUUGGAUGAGAGGUAGUGCUUUCUAUGGAGUUAAACCGCUUCCUUAGCUUUAGAAUCUUGUCUAAACUGCACCUUUAUGCAUCAGUUUGUGAGCGUUGAAAAUAUAGUUUGUGUCUAAGUGCCUGUAGCGCAUCAACCAAGGAAAAUUCCAUAGAAAUCUAGAGUUUGACGUCUUCAAAGAAUUGAGUUGUGUUGCUUGGACUCUCAAAGACUAUUGUCGUACCCAUGUGGGAUCUUCCAAAGUGCACUAUUUUUGGUGGAUUUGACAUGCUUCUGCCGGCAUUUUUGAAGAGUUCUACCAACAUAGCUUUACGAGUGUUGCUUGCGAUAGGUCCAGUGCUCCAAAGAACUGUAGGAUAUCUGGAUGGCUCCAUGAUAAAAAGGGGACUGACCUAGAAGCUGAUCAUGAUAAGAUGUUCCUUUUUAAAGAAGUUCAUAUAUGAUCUUGACAAGAGCAAUGCUCAGAAUUUCGAUGUUUUGGAGUCUGCAAGUUCUACUGUCAUCGACACAAUCAGUGCUUUUGUGUCUUUCUCAACCAAAUGCCCCUCUGUCAGACUUGGCCAAAUUGAAUCCAGAAUUCAAGAAGAGUGGAGCUACUACUGUUGGAAAUUCCAGACAAGUAACUGAUGGUGCUGGAGUUGUACUACUUAUGAAAAGAAGUGGUGCAAUGCAAAAGGGACUUCCAAUCCUUGGUGUAUUCAGGACCUUUGCUGCCAUGGGUGUAGACCCCACCAUUAUGGGAAUUGGUCCAGCUGUUGCAAUUCCAGCUGCUGUCAAAUCUGCAGGCCUUGAACUUGAAGAUAUUGAUCUCUUUGAGCUAAACGAGGCAUUCGCAUCACAAUUUGUUUAUUACCGGAAGAAGCUUGAACUUGACCCUGAGAAGAUCAACGUCAACGGAGGUGCAAUGGCCUUCGAGCAUCCUUUGGGCACUACAGGAGCACGGUGUGUUGCUAUGCUCUUACAUGAUAUGAAGCAUCGUGGAAAAGAUCGCCGCUUUGGUGUAGUCUCCAUGUGCAUAGGUGUUUCAUCUUGAAUGCCCAAGAGAUUGAUGACAACAACAAAUGCAUCCCCAUAUUGUAGAAUUUAUAAAUAUUAUCUCUAUCAAUGUAAAUAGACAACAAUCACUAUCAUGCGUGAAUUUGAGCAUCCAAUAGCAUGUUAUUCCCCUGAUUGUAUAAAACAUACAUUUCGAAUCAUUUUCAUCAACUGAUCCAAUCCAACGGAAUAGUCUUUUGCUGUUA
Capsicum annuum is the source of this 1577-nucleotide messenger RNA. Its product is annotated as 3-ketoacyl-CoA thiolase 2, peroxisomal. Gene Ontology annotation, cellular component: peroxisome. The record is from RefSeq and is a predicted model, not a curated record. Gene Ontology annotation, molecular function: acetyl-CoA C-acyltransferase activity. The coding region runs from base 776 to 1369 and encodes 197 amino acids. Gene Ontology annotation, biological process: fatty acid beta-oxidation; phenylacetate catabolic process. The transcript has 9 exons. Lineage: Eukaryota; Viridiplantae; Streptophyta; Magnoliopsida; Solanales; Solanaceae.